Salvia miltiorrhiza (redroot sage) is the source of this 1224-nucleotide messenger RNA. RefSeq names its product protein FAR1-RELATED SEQUENCE 5-like. The record is from RefSeq and is a predicted model, not a curated record. The transcript has a single exon. The coding region runs from base 1 to 1224 and encodes 407 amino acids. Lineage: Eukaryota; Viridiplantae; Streptophyta; Magnoliopsida; Lamiales; Lamiaceae. Gene Ontology annotation, biological process: regulation of DNA-templated transcription. Gene Ontology annotation, molecular function: zinc ion binding.
AUGAAUGCAAAGGAACCAGAAGUUGUAUUCUCCGAUCAAUGUCAAGCUUUAAUGAAUGGUAUUGAUGCUCAAUUCAAAGCUGCGAGCCAUCGCCUAUGCCAAUGGCAUAUCAAUCAAAAUGCCCAUUCUCACUUUGGUUCCUUGAAUGGUAACAAUGACUUCAAAAGAGCAUGGCAUCAUUGUAUGAAUUGGUGCGAGAGUGAAGAAGAAUUCGAAAGCUUGUGGAAGAAAAUGAUUGAAGAUUAUGGGUUGGCUGAGCAUAGGUGGUUUGGAAGUAUGUACAAAUUGCGCAAGAGAUGGGCUUCAGUUUUUACCAAUUCUCGCUUUUCUGCUGGACUGCAUGCUACUUCGCGUAGCGAAGUAACGAAUAAGGUUUUGAAGGAUUUGUGUGCCAGCAGUGGUUCGUUAUUUAAUUUUGUUCAAAAAUAUGAACAAAUUCAAAAGGAUUGGCGGGUGAAAGAAAGAGCUGACGAUGCUUUAUGUAUCGGGACCCCUGGUCAAUUUGUUGAGCAUAACCCGUUGGUGAUGGCUGCCGCCAAACAUUUCACGCGAGCUGUGUUUGUGUCUUAUGAGUUCGAGGCAAAUCAUUCCUUGAAUGUGAGCAUAAUUGGAAAUCUGACGGCGGACGACGUGCAACAGUUGAGCUUUGUUGUCAAAACGACAACAAAUCCAUUGUGUACUAGAUGUGUUAUAUUCCAUCGAACUUCUCAUGAAGCCUCAUGUAGCUGCCGAUUGUGGAAAACUAGUGGCAUCUUGUGUUGCCAUAUUUUUCGAAUAUAUUAUCAUAUGAAUGUGCAAAGUAUACCGAAGAAAUAUUUGUUGCGGAGGUUCUCAAAGGAUGCUAAAACACGCAUUGGACUAGCUAUCAGAGCAGGGAAUGCUGGUCACACUCAUUGUCAUAUUUCGUUGCCUAAUUCAGCCAUGAACAGCCACAUCAUGCGCGGGAUGUACGAGCUCUUGAACGAUGAUAAAUUGGAUGAAACUUCUCGUCAAAUAAUUGUCCACAAAUUCGAUGAGCUACAAAAAGAAAUUCAAUUGCGGUUACGGGCUGUUAGGCAGGUGGAUAAAUCCCAUGAUGACGCCCCGAUUCAUAAUCCAAAUCCGUUACUGCGUACACCCUUCCAUGAUCUAGUGAUUCAUGUGAAGCGAAGGUUUACCAACACUCGUCUUAGCCGACAUUGGGAGAGGUCGAAAAAAAAGGAAGAAAAACAAGGACUGCUUUAG